GACCUCCGCUACCUGGAGUUCUUUGCCGGCAAAGGCGAGGUCUUUACAGCCGUCAAGGCUGAGCACACGGCAGUUGCUGUGGACUUGGAGUAUUUGAGUGGUGUUGGUCAUGCAAUGGAUAUCAACAGCGACUCUGGGCUAGCGUUGGCCAUAUGGCUAGUAUUGAACUGCCGCGAAGAUUCUUUCGUAGUCCUGUUUGCAACCUGCUGCAGCAGCUGGGUCCACAUCAACAGUGGAACUAGCAAGAGAAGCCUGUUGUUGCCAGAGGGCGCUACCCAGCUAGAUUACAUUGUCAACAGCAACAAGAUGGUGGCGCGGUGUGUGCUGCUUUUCAUGCUGGUGGUGGCCAGAGGUGGCACCUAUCUCCUGGAGCAGCCUGGCAGUUCCUUGAUGAGGCAUUAUCAUCGGUUCCAAUACUGGGCAAGUAUCAGCAAGGUGUCUUGGCAUAACAGUGAGGACAUGGAAACGCUUGGCCCCAUAUGUAUCCUUUGGCAUGGUUCUGCAACAUGUCAUUCAUAG
Durusdinium trenchii is the source of this 519-nucleotide messenger RNA. The record is from the annotation of a GenBank genome assembly. Lineage: Eukaryota; Dinophyceae; Suessiales; Symbiodiniaceae.